This is a messenger RNA of Phragmites australis (common reed), 1919 nucleotides long. RefSeq lists its product as uncharacterized. The record is from RefSeq and is a predicted model, not a curated record. Lineage: Eukaryota; Viridiplantae; Streptophyta; Magnoliopsida; Poales; Poaceae. The coding region runs from base 33 to 1778 and encodes 581 amino acids. The transcript has 2 exons.
CCCCGCCGCAUCCUAAUCCGACUCCCACGCGCAUGGAUCCCGACCAAGUCCUCGCCGUCGGCGUCCAGUGCGACAACCUCCCCGAAGCCAGCGCGUUCGAGAGCGGAGGAGCCGGCAGCGACGAGAGUUGGACCCACGCGCUGCUCCGCCGCGGAUGGGACCUGUCCCGGAAGGCCGCCAUCGCAGGCGUCGCCGCCACGGCCGCGCCCAUCGUCGCCCCGCCCAUAAUAAUCCUGUUCGUCGCCGGCGUCGCUCUGUCCGUCCCCUUCGCCGCCUACCUUGCCAGCCUCGCCGCCACCGACCGCCUCAUGGGCGCACUCCUUCCGCCCUCGCCGGCGCAGCCGUACCACAACUUCGACCCGGAAGACGAAGAGUCCGAGCUAGAGUUCCUCGACGCAUCAGAAGCGCCCGGCGAAGAAGCUCUGGUUUUUGACUACUGGAGCAAAACAGAGGAGGACGCCAUCAUGGAGGAAAACGAAAGCUUCCCAUCGUUGCCGCUGUCACGGGAACCUCGUGUCUCCGAGUCCGAGGUGCCGAUGCCGCAAUUGGCCAACGAGUACGAUGCCAUUGCAGAAGGUGGAUUUGCUGUCCUAGAAUUCAGUUACGAAUCAUUUGUGUUGAAGAAUAGGGAGCAGAAAGAGGAGGUCCCAACCAUGGUGGACAAUGAGUAUAUCACCUUGGAGGCGCUGCCGCAGGGCUUUGAUGUUUCCGGAUCAGCAGCGCCAGUGUUGCGCAACAAAGACAAUAUGGUUAGCAGAAUUUUAGAAGCUCCAGUUCCUGCAAAGGAAUCAGUCCAAGAGUUAUCUGUAUCAGACAAUGGGGAUAAAAUGGAGGAUGGCAAAUGCACAACGGAGAAAAUGGAGUCUAGCAAGGAGAUGCAGUCACUGGGCCUCAACGUCACUGAAUCGAGUGACUUUCCGGUGCGGAUGCUCAGCAACGAGGAUAUUGUGGUUCACAGGGAGGGAGAGGGCGAAGUUUCUGUCCGAAAACCAGGCCAAGAUCCUCAUAUAUCAAAUAGUGGCAAUAAAACUGAGGAGCGCAAAACCGUGGAGGACAUGCCACCGUGGGACGUUAAUGUUUCUGAAUCAUCGGUGUCAGAAGACAAUACGGUUCAGAUCAAGAUAGAAGGUGAAGUCACAAUGGAGAUGGUGCUUGAAGAAGUGACGAGUAAUACCGAUCUUGUUACUGGGGAGGUGGUUGAUGUGAAAAUGGGUGUCAUUGCUACCGUGGUGCCUGAAAGAGAGUCACUGCAACCGAACGACCUUGUGGAUCACGAGUUACAGGCGACAAUGGAAGCUGCUAAUGUUGAUGAUAUUCGUGGUAGUACUGUAAUGGAAGCCGUUUUGAGGGAUACUGGUGACACGAACACAAAGGGUGACCAUGGCGAGGGAGGUGUUUGCAGUUUUGUCCCAGUGGCAUCUGUGGUGACCGUGGGUGAUGGUGAGGAUCUAUUGUCCAGUAGGAUCACACCAUAUGUCCCAGCCAGCAGAGACUGCGUGACUAGCGUCGACGGUAGGCCAGAUGUUUUCCACUCUGAUCAGAAGGUGGUAGCUGAAGAUAAGGACAUCUACACAGAGGAAGAGUUGAGGAAGCAGCUGGACACACUAAGAGUAAUAACUGGGUACCGCGCCGUGCCUUCUUCGACGCUGGAAGGCGAGCUUGCUGGCAUGUACAUAUUCGUGGGCGUGGAGCCUCCUGUAAGCUCGAGGGAUGCCUCGGACUUGAAGGAGAUCAACGCAAAACUCCAGUUCUUGAAGUCGAUCAUUGGAGUGGAGUAAAGAUCUUGGAGGGGGUUAUUUCUGAUUAGUUUUGUGGUUGUGUACACGGCAUACGUCCUGCAUACGUACUGUUCAACGGUCCAUGCUGCAUGAUAGACAUGAAAUCUGUUAGACUGUUGAGACGAGUAUCUCCCAUUCUGU